AGAAGUCGUGAAAAAUCAGCCACCUAACUUCUCCUGCCUUCACCUUUGUGACCUCAGUGCCAAAAACCUAGAAGGGCAUAACAUUCUUUGACUUGCUUUCGAACACACCAUAGAAGAACAUGCAACCUCACCUCGUCGUUGUUCUUCUACAUGCCCAGCCACCACCGCCGUCGCGUUUGCUCCACUGUCGUGCGCGCUGCUAUGCGUCAUCCAAACUCCUCUGCUCGGUCGCGUGUUGGAGCCUCCACUCAGCCGCCAUUUUCCUGCCGUUCACCUUCUCAAUUGCCGCUGUGAUUUCCCCAGGUUCAACCAUCUCCAUUGAGAGGCUCGCUAAAGGAGGUCCAAUCGACGACACCGCUCAAGGAGGUCUGAUCCACGACAUAGCUGAAGGAGGUCCGCUUCUCCUUUCCACAAAUCGCAGACAGAUAAUCAUGACACCAAAAGGUAGAGGUGGACGAAUGGUACGAAACACUCAUAUCGAUCAAUCUCAACUUUCCUCGCGUAUGCCAGGUCAACAGAACGAUAAUAACGAUGAACCUCAUCUUACACAAUUGAAUGAGGGAUCAGCAUCACAACCAUCUCCACAAGCUUUAUCACAACCGUCACCACAAUUAGAUGGUGUGAAUUCGUCUGACGGAUCUGUUUUAGACGCAGAAGAUAAUGAGCUACCUAAUGUUGGACAAUCAAGUGCACAUACUGAAACUAGGGGUAACAGGAAGUUGGUAAUAGCUGUAGAGAAAGGCGAUAACCCGAAGAGAUUUACAAAUCAUACAGUAACUCGUGACAUUACAAAAGAUUUGUUAAGUAGGAUGCCUUCUCCAGCACCAAGAUGGCAGGAUUAUUGUCCAAACAUGAAGGACGAGUUGUUUAAAGGUUUCCUGGAAAAACAUGAAUUUGCAUCAAAUUAUGAUAAGGCUAUGGCAAGAACUGUUUGGAAUAGGACAAUGCUUGAUCGCUAUCCAGAUAUUUUGAAAAGAGCAAGGGAAGGUUAUGGCAAGAACUAUUUGGAAUAA
Molecule: messenger RNA, 1013 nt
Organism: Arachis ipaensis
Lineage: Eukaryota; Viridiplantae; Streptophyta; Magnoliopsida; Fabales; Fabaceae
Biological process (GO): transposition
Source: RefSeq, a predicted model, not a curated record